ACAUUUCGAUCAAUUCCCCCCUCCCUUUCAGUCAGCCUUGAAUCCACCCACCCCCUUCUCCCAAGGCUGGUCCUUUUGAUUGACUGCCAACAGUUUGCACAUUGAUCUGAGAUAUCACGAUAAUAUCAACUCGCGGAGUGUCGAUUUAACACACAUUAUUCAGUUUACAAGAAGGACCAUUACCUCGUAUUGCCAGCGGCCUUUUCCUGGCCAUCCUCCUUCAGCAUGUCAUCCCUCUUCGAUGCCGUUCUGCAGUCCGAAUUGGGCUCGACGGCGGGCUCUCGUCAUCUGCACUCGGACCAGAUCCCGAGCUCACGACCGCAGCCGCCCUCAGAAAGCAAUGGACCGAUGAGCGAUAUGCAUGGCUAUCCAGACGAGCAGGGAGCAGAUUCGAACGCUUCGACCGUCGGCCGCCUCCGCAAUCCCUAUCUCCCUCCUCCUCCCCCAGUGACCGAUGUUGCAGGAGAGAAAGUGCAGCAAGCAUUUGAGGAACUGCUUGAGACAUACAUGGAGGAGCCCUCACUCUCACAACCACCCCCGCCGUCGGCAGAAAUUCUGAGCGACAAGUACUAUAUCGCUCAAAUCCGAGGCAUGGCCAAAUUCGAGCUUUCAACACUCUACGUGGACUUUACGCACCUCACCUCCUUGAGCAAUCCCAUUCUCGCAGACGCAAUCGCCAACCAAUACUAUCGCUUUCAGCCCUUUUUGACCAAGGCCUUGAACAACUUGAUCGCCAAGUAUGAACCGGAGUACUUCGCGGCACAUCGUCAGGCCACCGCCACUAGCAGCAUCUCUUCACAAGCCGGUACCUCUAUGGUGGCGGGUAAUUCAUCCGUGUCCGAUAAUCCCGAGUUGGAGCGCGAUAUUCGCGAGAAGACUAGACACCAGCAAACUGAUCGACUAUUCUCGCUGGCUUUUUACAAUCUACCCCUGGUGUCCCGAUUGCGCCAACUUCGGACCUCUCAAAUCGGUAAACUAGUUUCUGUAUCAGGUACAGUUACACGUACCUCUGAAAUUCGGCCCGAAUUGUCCCUUGGAACCUUUACCUGUGAACUAUGCAAGGCAGUAUGCCCCAACGUGGAACAGACUUUCCGCUACACUGAACCUGCGCAAUGCCCGAACGACCUCUGCGGGAAUCGCACCGCCUGGCGGCUGGACAUCGGCAAGAGUACUUUUGUCGAUUGGCAGAAGGUUAAGUUGCAGGAGUCCUCUCACGAGAUCCCGACUGGCAGCAUGCCGCGGACAAUGGACGUCAUCCUUCGAGGGGAGAUGGUUGAUCGUGCUAAGGCCGGUGAGCGGUGCAUCUUCACUGGUACUUUGAUUGUUGUACCCGACGUGAGUCAGUUAGGACUGCCUGGUGUGCGCCCGGAAGCUGUCCGUGAUGAUGGUGCUUUCCGGGGGAGUGACAUUGGUGGUGGCGGUGUUAGUGGUCUGAAGGCUCUCGGUAUCAGAGACCUGACGUAUCGACUCGCUUUCCUUGCCUGCAUGGUGACGCCUGACACAACUACUCCUGGUCAACAGACCAAACAGCAAUUGAAUGGCCAGUCACAUAACAUCUUAGCUUCGCUCAACCAGAUUUCAGAUCCCGAGACCGACGAAGAUCAGGCGCAGGAGGCUUUGCUCCAAAGUCUUACGCCCUACGAGGUUCAGGACUUGAAGAAACUCGUCCAUUCAGAAUAUAUCUACGCUCGCCUGAUUGAUUCCAUUGCCCCCAUGAUUUAUGGUCACCGGCAAAUCAAGAAGGGCAUACUGCUGCAGUUGAUCGGAGGAGUGAGCAAGAAUACAGAACAAGAAAACCUUCAGCUCCGUGGUGAUAUCAACAUUUGCAUUGUUGGUGAUCCAUCAACCAGUAAAAGCCAGUUCUUAAAGUAUGUUUGUUCGUUGCAUCCUCGAGCUGUUUAUACCAGUGGCAAAGCCUCAUCUGCGGCGGGUUUGACCGCGGCUGUUGUGAAAGAUGCGGAGACAGGCGAAUUCACGAUCGAAGCAGGAGCUCUCAUGUUGGCUAACGGAGGUGGUAUCUGUUGUAUUGAUGAGUUUGACAAGAUGGACCUUAGCGACCAAGUCGCGAUCCACGAAGCCAUGGAACAGCAGACAAUUUCUAUCGCCAAGGCUGGUAUCCAUACUACCCUCAACGCUCGUGCAUCCAUUCUCGCCGCAGCAAACCCUAUCGGUGGCCGUUACAACCCCAAGACUACGUUGCGUGGCAACCUGAACUUCAGUGCUCCCAUUAUGAGUAGAUUCGAUCUAUUCUUCGUGGUUCGUGAUGAUCCCAAUGAAACGGUGGAUCGCAACCUUGCGGAUCACAUUGUCAACGUGCACAUGAACCGCGAUGAAGCAGUCAACCCGGAGCUUAGCACUGAGCAAUUACUGCGUUACAUUCGAUUCGCAAGAACAUUCCGACCUGUCUUCACCGAGGAGGCCAAGGCCUAUUUGGUCGAGAAGUACAAGGAACUUCGUGCCGGUGACGCUCAAGGUGGCAUGGGCCGCUCCUCUUACCGUAUCACCGUUCGACAGCUUGAGUCCCUCAUUCGUCUUUCCGAGGCCGUUGCGAAGGCCAACUGUGUAGAGGAAAUUAUCCCUAACUUUGUGCGGGAAGCCUACGACCUAUUGCGACAGAGCAUGGUGACGGUUGAAAAGGACGAUGUUGAAUUUGACGAUGAUGUCAAUGCUGCAAGCGGCCGCGCCACUGAUGGAGACCAUGAGAUGGGUGACCGCGAUCGCGAAGGUGACAGCCCCAUGCGCGAUGACGGCGAGCCGUCCCAACAACCCCAGCAGCCACGCCCACGUACCAAGAUCACUUAUGACAAGUACAUGAAGAUCUUGAAUUUGAUCGUACGACGUGUCAGAGACGAUGAGUCGAUGUCCGGUGAAGGAGUUGAACAGGAAGAGCUAUUGGUCUGGUACCUGGAACAAGUCGAAUCUGAAUUGGAAACUGAGGAGGAUCUGGAGCAAGAACGCUCCUUGGCUGUCAAGGUUUUGAAGCGGAUGGUCAAGGACAACAUUCUGAUGCCUAUUCGUGGACAAGGUCUGGUCGACCCAGCUGAUGAGUCAGCACAAGUUGAGCGGACCAUCUACGUUAUGCAUCCCAACUGUGCCCUCGACGAGGAGUGAUCCUCUUCCUGAAGUGCUCGGGAUACGGCAAAGGCAAUGACUGGGAAUCGAUGAAAGGAGUAAAGGUGCCCUUGGUCGUUAUGAGUGAUGAGUUUCUGAUGUGAUUCUUGCAUGAAAUUAUUCGCGCAUUCUUGGUGGAGCAUAUGUGAUCUUGGGCUGAUGAGUCUGGAGUAUAUGGGUCACACAUUUUCUUAGAUCUUUCAAAUAUGAUAGCCCGUGACUUGCGGAUGUUUCCAAUUUAACAAACCUGCUACCGGGGCUUGUA
Aspergillus saccharolyticus JOP 1030-1 is the source of this 3376-nucleotide messenger RNA. Its product is annotated as MCM DNA helicase complex subunit MCM6. Bases 226 to 3111 code for a protein of 961 amino acids. The transcript is spliced from 2 exons. Gene Ontology annotation, cellular component: MCM complex; nucleus. Gene Ontology annotation, molecular function: ATP binding; single-stranded 3'-5' DNA helicase activity; single-stranded DNA binding. NCBI's taxonomy places the organism in Eukaryota, Fungi, Ascomycota, Eurotiomycetes, Eurotiales, Aspergillaceae. The record is from RefSeq and is a predicted model, not a curated record. Gene Ontology annotation, biological process: DNA replication initiation; mitotic DNA replication; double-strand break repair via break-induced replication.